Molecule: messenger RNA, 1876 nt
Organism: Eleginops maclovinus (Patagonian blennie)
Lineage: Eukaryota; Metazoa; Chordata; Actinopteri; Perciformes; Eleginopidae
Gene: arg2
Product: arginase 2
Exons: 8
Coding region: 170-1219 (349 amino acids)
Cellular component (GO): cytoplasm; mitochondrion
Molecular function (GO): arginase activity; manganese ion binding
Source: RefSeq, a predicted model, not a curated record
ACCAGCUCAUGAAUAUUAAGUAGCUUCAGGCGCAAUAAGACCGGCCUCCUGCAGCCGCGCACUCAUUCAGCAUCCAGCAGCCAGAGCAACCUCUCACUCAGCUUUCAUCAGACAACUGGGAUCCGAUUGGUUUGGACUGGGAAGAUUCUGACUAUUUAAAAAGUAAAACAUGGCUUUGAGAGGACCUUUAUCCCGUCUUCUCAGAGCUCAACUUGGCCAAACGUGCCAACAAAGCAGAGCCCAAUCCGUCGCUGUGCUCGGAGCUCCUUUUUCAAGAGGACAGAAAAGAAGAGGCGUGGAGCACGGCCCUAAAGCCAUCAGAGAUGCGGGGCUCAUCGAGAGGCUCUCCGGGUUAGAUUACUCCGUGCACGACUUCGGGGACCUGAACUUCCACCACCUGGAGAAGGACGAGCCGUACAUGGACGUGAAGUUCCCCCGCUCUGUGGGCGGAGCCAACAAGAUGCUGGCCGGCGCCGUGAGCCGAGCCGUCGGUGCAGGACACACGCUCGUCAUGCUGGGGGGAGACCACAGCCUUGCUAUUGGCUCAGUGGGGGGCCAUGCGCAGCAGUGUCCCGACCUGUGUCUGAUCUGGGUUGAUGCCCAUGCAGACAUCAACACGCCCAUGACUUCACCUUCAGGAAACCUGCACGGACAGCCCGUCGCAUUCAUGCUCAAAGAGCUGCAGGACAAGAUGCCAGAUAUCCCAGGGUUCUCCUGGACGAAGCCCUUCCUCUCCUCAAGCGACCUGGUGUACAUCGGCCUGCGGGACGUGGACCCCGGGGAGCACCACAUCCUGAAGAACCUGGGCAUCCAGUACUUCACCAUGAGGGACAUUGACAGGCUGGGCAUCCAGAGAGUCAUGGAGGUCACUCUGGACCAUCUCCUGUCCAGAAAACAGAGACCGAUCCACUUGAGUUUCGACAUCGACGCUUUCGACCCGUCUCUGGCUCCGGCCACGGGAACGCCGGUGAACGGAGGCCUGACCUACAGGGAGGGGAUCUACAUCACAGAGGAAAUCCACAACACAGGUCUGCUGUCAGCCAUGGACCUGGUGGAGGUGAACCCGGUGCUCGGGGCGACCCGCGAAGCCGUGGAAGCCACCGCCUCCCUAGCGGUGGACGUCAUCGCGUCGUCUCUGGGUCAGACGAGAGAGGGCGCUCCGGCGUCCAUCCACGAGAUUCCCUCUGGGAAGGACGACACGGAGCAGCUGCGCCUCUAGAGGAGAGAAAGCUUUUGACUCUAUAUCAACACCGACCCCGUGAUCAUUCCACAAUCCUGAAAACGAGACUGUACAAAGACUGAAUCCAAACGUAAAGUUUCUCUUUCUGAUGUUUAGUGUUAUGUUUCAUGAAGAGUAACCGUAAUACCCAGGGCUUCACAGAUUGAGACCCUCCAGAUACCGAUUGAUGGAAACACUUUUAAUUUAAAGCAGCAAUACUAACUUAUGAUAAGUUAAGCGUGAGAGCACACAGCUUCCUCAUAUUUAUUGUGUGUUUGGUUUAAAGAGAUGCACCUGCCUCAGAGGUAUGAUAAACCAAGUUUCCUUUAGUUUGACUCUCCCAACUGUUUCGUGCCAGUUACUAAACCCUAGUAAUGAUGUGUUUGCACUUUUGGACCAGCUGUGGUUACUGUAUUUUCUUUAGAGUUUACUUUUGUAUUUUCACAUUGAACCUGCUCGUACACUUACUGACAUCAGUAGGUGCUGCUAUAUUUAAUGACUACAUGAGUAUUAAUUGGCUUCAAAAGUCCAAAAUGCAGCUUUGAUUGAACCGCUGCUGAGUAACGACACCUGUGUGCUCGAUGUUGCCACUAUUCGACUUUGUCCUUGUAACGCAGAGUUUAAAUUUUGGUCUUCCAUAAAUGUGAUUACAUUUUU